AUGUCUCUUGUAAUAUUUUUCAUGUGUUUGCAAGAAUACGUGAAAAUAGUGAUAAAAAUAUGGAAUACUAUGGCAUAUAAAUAUUCUCCACAUGUCCUUUAUUUCAUAUUCCUUGGAAGAAACCUUAAAAAAGAUAGUAUCUCUGGUAAAAACAUACGUAAUUGCGAUGAUGCUAAUUUGCAUACUAAAUUAACUGUCAAAUUUGAAAACUGUAAAGAGCAUUUACGAACGAAAUUAAAUCGGGAUGAUAAAGAUGUGUAUACUUUGGAAAAAAACAAAAAUUUUAAUGAAUUAAAUACAAACAUAUAUAUUAUACAGAAUGAAAUUAUCUUUAACAGUUAUACAUUGUUACUAUCUAACAAUUAUGAACUUUAUCAGUACUUCAGUAAUCAACAAUUAAAAAAUAAUUUAAUGCACAAAUAUUUACUAGAUCAAAGUUGUGCAUAUAUAAAGAAUGAUCUAAAAUCUUCGAACAAUUAUAAAAGAAGUGAUGAUGGACCGCCGAAAAAAUAUAUACAAAAACGCAUUGUUAGCUCUUCGCCAGAAUUUCAAAAAUUCUUAGCAAAUUUAAGGAAACCUCAAUUUUUUAAUCCAUGCAUAUCAGGAGUGUCUGCAAGAUAUAUUAUUCGUAUAAAAUCGACCUAUAAAUAG
This is a messenger RNA of Habropoda laboriosa, 651 nucleotides long. RefSeq lists its product as uncharacterized. The record is from RefSeq and is a predicted model, not a curated record. The transcript has 2 exons. NCBI's taxonomy places the organism in Eukaryota, Metazoa, Arthropoda, Insecta, Hymenoptera, Apidae. The coding region runs from base 1 to 651 and encodes 216 amino acids.